CGAUUUUCAUCGGAUUUCCAUAAAUUUUCCGGUUAAAUUGCCAUUUAAAAGCACAAAUAAUCGAUAAGAAAUCAAUUUCGCACAAAAAUUGUGAUAAAAUAUGAAAAAUUAAGGAAAAAAGGGGAAAAAUCCCCUAUCAAAAAAAAAAAAGUUUCGUGCGAAAAAAAGAAAAAUAAAAGUGAAUUUCAAGAAUUAAAAGAAUAACGAAGAGAAAAAAGAGCAAACAAGUCGCAAAAGUGCAAAAAAUGCAAGAGAUUCUAAGCUGGCACAGAAAUGUCUGAGAGAAAAUUUACACGAAAUUUAAUAAAACAGGUGUCGGCAAGUGUUUUGCGGGAGACGGUGUCAUCUAUUGUGCGAGAAUCGACGAAUUUGAUAAAUAAAAUCGUUCUUGUUGCGAUUAAAUUAAGCAUAGUCAUUUUGUGUCCGUUGAUCCAAUUGGGUGUCUUGUUGUUCUUUAAGCCAAUUAACGCACGAAAAAGUAACUCUUGUGAUAGCAUUGCGAAAGAUUGUGAUAAGCCGGGGGGCGACGUUGGCGACGAAAAAGCUUGCAAAAAGAAGCGUCGUCGCAAGAACAAGAAAAAACUCUCGAUCACGAGUAACGGGUCGGGCGAAACGUCGUCGUCGAAUCGCCAAAAUAACAAUAAUAAUGAACGCGUAAAUGGUGAAAGUGCUUCCGAAGGACCCACAACUGACGACGAAGGCGAAGAAGGAGACGAAAUGCAGGAGAGUAAGCCGAUCCUUGUCGAGCCAAUAGACUUUGAGAGUUUUGUGCAAAAGAACAAAACUUUGAUUCAGAAUGAUCCCCAACGAGAGUUGCUCAUGUACCCGUCGGAUGAUGUCUCGGAAGAUGUGUUGCCAAAGAAGUUUAGAACGCUCAGCAAUCAUAUUCCGCCGUCAUCGGGCACGAAAAAGAAAGGAAGUGUCAACGGAAAUAGCGCAGUGAAUGGCGAUUCGGGGAAAGAAGGACAUCUUUUUACGCGACAAGCGUUGCAUAGUUAUGAAGAAGCCAAUCACGUUAUUAAUUACAAGUACAAUGAGUACAGCGGAUCGUGUUAUGAUAUGCCAAAACCCGCCAUGGAUCAACUCAAGGAAGAAGUGUACGAAGUUGAUGCUGAUCCCGAUCGAAUUGACGAACAAAUGACACGUUCGCAGGCUGAUUCAAUUACCAAACAAGGCUACUUGUUAAAAGGUCCUGAUACAAACUCCGAUCGAAUGUUCGCGCACAUCGGUUCAAAAUCCUUCAAACGUCGUUAUUGCUAUUUACGACAAGAGGUCGAUGGAACCUACAUCCUCGAGUUGCACAAAGACGAGAAACAACUUGAAGCCAAAAAUACAAUUGUGAUGGAUUUCUGCACAGAAGUCGUUCUGAAUCCGAAAAAGGGGCGUUUUUGCUUCGAAUUACGAAUGUCUGACGGAAACAAACCCGUUUUUCUCGCGGCGGAAGACGAACAAGAGCUCGAAGAUUGGUUGAAGAAACUUCAUUCGGUCAUUCAACAAAAUAAGUUGUCAGAAGAGAAGCGUUCGGGAUCUCUUGAACGCAAUAACGUGCCAACAAGUCCAAAUAACACGUCGUUUGGGACAUUAAAAGGUCUCGAUCAAAGUAUGAAUCCGCAACUCAUGAAGUACGGAAGAGAAACUGAUUUGUCAAUAGCUCAAAGUCGCAAAGAAAAUCGACGUCAUAUUUUCUUCUCGGUGCCGUAUUCGACAAAAAACGUACAGAAACAACCAAUUGUCGAACCAUAUUGCGAACAAUUUGGUCAACGGAUGAUUUUCAAGUGUGACAGUUUGAAAUUUAAACUCACAGCUCCGUUUGACAACGAAAACGAAAAAUCCGGGCAACUUGAACCUUAUUUCACGAGUGUUGCGUUAUUUGAUGCCAAAGCAGGGCGAAAACUCACGGAAAAUUUCUACUUUGACAUAAAUCAAAGCGAAACGCGAGAACUUUUGGCAGUUGGAAAAGAUGGCAUCGAUAUCCCCGAAAUGAAAACCGUGACAGUCGACAAAGAAUGGACCAUGUAUCCGCGACAAGCAGUAAUGAGUGUCACAAAUCCGCAUCCAGAUGUCUUUAUUGUCGUGCGAAUCGAGAAAAUUCUUCAGGGAUCAAUUCCGGCAUGCGCUGAGCCUUAUGUGAAAAUCGCAAAAGACCCAAAAACGGGAUUGAAAUUGAGAAAAGCUGUUGCUCAAACGUCUCAAAAGAUUGGGCAUUACAGAAUGCCCUUCGCCAUUUGUAUGAGACCUUUGUUCCGUCUUUAUUCGAGCGAUUUGGAUCCAAAUAUCGACUUUCCGGCGAUUUACAGACAAGAAGUUCAGAAGUUGAGAGAUGAAGAUGUGCUGAAAUUACUUUCAGAGUAUCGAAAACCCGAUAAAUUUAGCAAAUUGACUGUUAUUCCCGGAAGUUUACGCAUUUCUGUUGAACCGUUGUUCAAUGAUACACCAAAUAAUUGUUUGACAACAACUCUUGCGCCUAUCAAGCCAUUCCCGAUGCCAGUUGCUACCGAACCAUCAAUUGAAGUCUCCGAGUUCCUUUCAUCGUCAGAUAAAGAUGUUUAUCCCUUCACAACCUUCGUGAAUCAUCUUUAUAUCUACCCGUUAUCGCUAAAUUUCGAAAAUCAAAAACUUUUUUCGCGAGCAAGGAAUAUCGCUGUGCAAAUCGAACUUCGUGAAAGUGAUUCUGAAGAAGCUACUGCUUUGCCAUGCAUUUACGGGCGUCCCGGGCAAACGCAAAAACUAAUUUCAAAGAUUUCUUGUCCCGUGUUGCAUCAUAACACGAGUCCCGUGUGGUAUGAAGAGAUCAAGAUACGACUUCCGUUGGCAAUCACAGCACAACAUCACAUUUUGUUCUCGUUCGUGCAUGUUUCGUGUAACAUUGGGAAGAAAAAGGAUACAGAUCCAGUUGAAUCGCCUGUUGGAUUUGCAUGGAUUCCAUUACUGACGAAAGGAAAAUUGAAUUUGGAAGAACAAUGUAUUCCUGUUGCGACGACUUUACCUGCGGGAUAUCUUUCGAUACAGCCUUUGGGAUUGGGAAAAGGGCAGAAUGCCGGGCCCGAAAUUCAAUGGAUCGACAAUCAACGCCCUCUGUUUACCGUUUCGUUCCAACUUUACUCUACCGUACUUACAACCGAUCAACAUUUGCACAAUUUAUUCGCGCACGCCGAAAAACUCUUGGAAAACACUCGCCUCUCCGUGCUUCCCGCAGAAUCUGAAACAACGAAAAUCCUCAAAGCAGCUCACGCCAUCCACGUUACUUCUGUCAUAACAUUCUUGCCGACAAUUUUGAACCAACUUUUCGUGCUUUUAGUGUCGACAACGGGCGAAGAUAUCGGCUUGAACAUCAUUCGUUUGUUGGUGAAUUUGAUUCAUAUCGUCACGGAAGAAGCUCAACGCAAAGAACUCAUCGACUCGUACGUGAAAUACGUUUUUAACGUUCAACCUGUUGCUCUAAAAACGACUUCUGGCAAAGGAAAAGAAGCAAUUACGGUACAUGGAGAACUUUGUCGUCACUUGCCUACGUUGCUCCAUCCUCAUAACACGGAUUUUUUGCUUGUUAACAAAUUCAUGCGCUACUCAAACGUGUUUUUUGAGAUAAUUGUGAAGAGCAUGGCGCAACAUUUGAUCAACAGCGGACGUAUUAAGAUGCAUCGAAACGAACGAUUUAGUCAAGAAUACUUGAAUCGCAUCGAAACAUUGUUCCAAACUCUCGUUCCUUACUUGAUUCAACGUCACAAAGAUUUGCCCCAUGAGACGAAACAACUGAACAAAAGUCUCUCAACUUUUGUGAAGCGAUGUCUAACUUUCAUGGAUCGCGGAUUUGUCUUUAAACUCGUUCGAUUGUACAUGAACAGCUAUGGCCCGGGCGAUACGAGAGCUUUGCAAGAGUUCAAGUUCAACUUUUUGAAGGAAGUUUGUUCGCACGAGCAUUAUGUGCAACUAAAUCUGCCAUUUUUGCUUAGUCCAAGCAAUCGUGCGCCCGAUUUAUUGCAACAUUUUUGUCUUUCGAGCGAAUUUUGUCGUCAACACUUUUUGGCGGGACUUUUACUGCAAGAAAUCAAGAGUUCCUUAAACGAAAUAAGUCAUGUGCGACGAUUAGCGCUCCAAAUAUUGAAAGAACUCCUCGCGAAACACGAUUUAGACAAAAGAUAUCAAAAUAAGGGACAAAUGGAACGAAUCGCAUUACUUUACGUGCCUUGGUUAGGCAUCGUUUUGGAGAAUUUGCAUCGAAUUACAGCCGAUAUCAACACGCAUAAGCGUAAAAAUGACUCAAUAACGACAAAUCGCAUGUCUUGCAGUAGCAGCUAUGUAUUUGCACGUGAUUCAAUGUCGCCUGCUCCUUCAAAUGGCAACGGAAACGUCGCUCCAUCAUCAACAAGCACGCCAAAAAGUAAGAGACAAACAUCUUUGGUCAUCGAACAUCCCCAUUCGAGUCCUUUGAGAGCAUCAAUGGUACUAAAAGACGGCGCUUAUUUAGCAGCAAUCGCAGGACAACAAAAUAAACUACCAAAUGGACAAUCCACAGGCUCCCUGAACUCUGCAAACUCCGAUGGAUCAACAAUUUCGCAAGAAACAACCGUUGUAGCGACGCGAAAUGGGCUCGAUUCAACCUUGACAAAUGGAAAUUCCGCAAGAAAUGGACAUAAUCGAUCAGUUUCUGUCACGCAACAUGCCAACAUCCCACGAAAUGAUAAAUUUAUCGAACCCGAAGUCAAAGAUAUGCUCAUCUGUUUCGCGUUUGUCGUCAAACAUCUGAGUCAGGAUCACAUGAUCUCUUGGUGGCAUAACUGUACUGAACGAGAAACUGUUGAAUUUUUCUCCGUACUUGACCAAUGUCUUCUGCACUUUAGAUACGUCGGUAAGAAAAACAUCGAAAUUGCCGAAAUGAAUUCAGAAAAUCGUGAAAUGACAACGAGAAAUGUGAAAGCAAGUACGUUACCUGCGAGAAUGGUUCCUCCGGGGAGUGAUCAGAGUCUGAAUUCAACGCAAACUGACUCAAAUACGUUAAAUAUCAACCAAAGAGAGAAUUUGUUGGAAGAACAAACGAGAUUGCAACGAGCUUUGCACGAAUCAAAUCUCGCUGUUGAAAUUGGAUUGAUAGUUCUUGACAGUUUGGGCUUGUAUUGUGUCCAAUUUAAGGAUUCAAUGUUGGAAAGUACAGUUUUACCCAAAGUUGCGAACGUUUAUUUGCGAUUUUUGCAACUUGGGCAGUCAGAAUCCUUAAGCAAACAUGUUUUUGCUGCACUCAGGGCUUUUAUUAACAAUUUCUCUCCCGCAUUAUUCAAGGGAAAUGCGAUUCUCUGUGGGCAAUUAGUGUACGAGCUGUUGAAAUGUUGCGAUUCGCGUCUCACAGAGCUUCGACAUGAGGCAUGUGCUGUCUUGUAUCUCCUGAUGCGAAGUAAUUUCGAGUUCAGCGGGCGAAAGGGAUUGACAAGAGUUCAUCUUCAAGUCAUAAUUUCCGUUUCGCAGAUGAUUGGUAACGUAAUUGGCUUGAAUAACGCCCGUUUCCAAGAAUCUCUCUCUGUGAUCAAUAGUUAUGCGAGUAGCGAUAAGGCAAUGAAGGGAACUGGCUUCCCGAUUGAGGUUAAAGACUUGACGCGACGCGUUCGAACUGUUCUCAUGGCAACCGCACAAAUGCAAUCGCAUCAACAAGAUCAAGAGAGAUUGCUUGAAUUGCAACAUUCGUUAGCGAAUUCGUAUGCAAGCACGCCGGAGUUGCGUCAUACUUGGCUUGUUUCCAUGGCGCGAAAUCACGAACAAAACGGAAAUUUGUCGGAAGCGGCAAUGUGUCAUUUGCACAUCGCAGCUCUCAUGGCGGAAUAUUUGAAGCUCAAAGGAGGCGGUUUCAUCGAUUGGGGCGCUGAAAAAUUCGAAAAAAUCUCGCGAAACAUUCCGCGCGACGAAAAAGGACUCAAACUUGAUUCAGGCGGGCAAGAUUCGCAAUACAGUGAACAGGUGUUACUCGAUCAACUACGAGAUUGCGCCGAUUAUCUCGACAGAUCUGAACGUUAUGAGACUCUCGGAGAGUUAUAUCGUCAAAUUAUUUGCAUUCUCGAGCAUCGACAUGACUUUGCCUCCCUUACACAAUGUUACGAACAUCUCGCCCAAGCGUACAACAAAGUAAUGGAUAUCAUGAAAUCCGGAAGGCGUUUCCUCGGGCGUUUUUAUCGCGUUAUUUUCUUCGGAAAUUUGUACUUUGAAGAGGAAUCUGGCAUUGAAUACAUCUACAAAGAACCAAAAGUCACGGCUUUGAGUGAAAUUUCCGAAAGGCUUUGUCGGCAAUACAAGGAGAAAUUUGGAGCGGAUGUCGUGAAGAUGAUCAUGGAUUCAAAUACUGUCGAUGUCUCGGAAUUAGAUCCAAAGUUGGCAUAUAUUCAAGUCACCCAUGUAACUCCUUAUUUCUGCAAAGAUGAGCUUGAAAAUAGACAAACGGAGUUUGAGCAAAAUCAUGAUGUUGAUACUUUUAUGUAUGAGACGCCUUUUACGAAGAACGGAGCUGCAAGAGGAAAUAUUGAGGAUCAGUAUAAGAGACGUACUAUUUUAACGACUGAGUACAGUUUUCCUUAUGUCCUCAAACGCAUUCCCGUGAAGGAUCGUCAGUUCAUCGAGCUCGAGCCAAUUGAAGUUGCCAUCGAUGAGAUGCAAAGUAAAGUUUGCGAGCUUGAAGAUGUUGUCGUGUCGCCCAUCGACAUCAAGAAAUUGCAGCUUAGAUUACAAGGAGCUAUUGCGGUUCAAGUUAAUUCAGGUCCAUUGUCGUAUGCCUCCGCAUUCCUCGACGCCAACAACAAAGAAACUUAUCCUCCCGCCAAAAUUAACGAGCUUAAAGAAGUUUUUAGAGACUUUAUCCGUAUUUGCCAUAUCGCUCUCCAAAUCAAUGGUCGAUGUAUCAGCGCCGAUCAAGUAAAUUACCAAACGGCGUUACAGGAGAACUUCCAAACGCUUUGUGAUGCCCUCAGUGUGCUUUUCGGCGAAAAUGUCGGCCCCGUAGAUGAAACAAUGAACGCACAUCGCAACAGUUUAGCACUUUUCAGUUCAAUUAGCGGUGCGCCAAAUAAUUCAAGCACUGCCUAAAUAUCAAAAAAGGGAAUGAAUUAAAAAAUUUUAAUUGUAUGACAAGAGCUUUGUUAAGUUUUUAAGUUAGCUAUUAAUUUGAUAGGAUUCUCAGUUGAUAUACGCUUCAAUACACGCACCAAUUACUCGAAUCUUUAAAUUAUUACAGGAUAAUCGUAAAUAUAACUUGAUGUGUAUAAAUGUUGCUUCCUAUAAGAGAAAGAGUUCGCAUAUUUUACGAACAAAAUAAUUGAAAAAUAGGCUUUUGAAAUGUUUUAUAGAUAAAAAAGGAUGUGACCAAGGAACAAUUUUAAGGUUAUUGUAGGAGUUAAUUGAAUAAAUC
Culicoides brevitarsis is the source of this 7381-nucleotide messenger RNA. RefSeq names its product dedicator of cytokinesis protein 9 (gene Ziz). The transcript is spliced from 8 exons. Gene Ontology annotation, molecular function: guanyl-nucleotide exchange factor activity. Bases 274 to 7059 code for a protein of 2261 amino acids. The record is from RefSeq and is a predicted model, not a curated record. Lineage: Eukaryota; Metazoa; Arthropoda; Insecta; Diptera; Ceratopogonidae. Gene Ontology annotation, biological process: positive regulation of GTPase activity; small GTPase-mediated signal transduction.